This is a messenger RNA of Adineta ricciae, 1536 nucleotides long. The record is from the annotation of a GenBank genome assembly. NCBI's taxonomy places the organism in Eukaryota, Metazoa, Rotifera, Eurotatoria, Adinetida, Adinetidae.
AUGUCGACACCUUAUACGUCUUUGAAUCGAUACAGAAAAGUUCCGGUAGGGAAAAGUCCGAAUAUUUCGUUAAACGACAUUCCACUUGAUGAAAACGCGACACCAGCCACUCAAACAGCAAGAUCAAAUAAUUACCGAUAUUCUAAUGAAGAUGCUCAGUUAAUAGACGAAGUCACUUCACGUAUGGCUUUGGAUAACAUGAAAAGUCAUAGAUCGACAAACGAGUCACGAAUUCGAGCUCCAACUGACUUGGAUCUUCUCCAAUUGACCAUGAAUCGCAUGCAGAAAGCAGAGUCAGAUGUUCGAUAUUUAACCAGCGAAGUCAAAGAUAAAACUCAGCGUAUUGCUGUACUAGAAGAGAAGAAUCGACUUUACGAAAAAGCAUUACAAAAUCAAUCGAACGAAUCGUAUAAGAUUGAAAUUCUCGAGAAAAAAUGUGCACGUUUGCAAUCCAUUAUCGAUCGCAUGGAAGAUUUACUCAUUGAACGUGGUCUCGAAGUUGUCGGCGAAUUAAACGAGCCGGAUAAUGUAAAUAUUCUCACUUUCGAUGAAGCUGAUCGUAUUGAACAACAGCAACAACAACAACAGACAAUUACAUCAUCGGCAGCAUCAACCUGGCGGCCGGAGGAAUCAGUGCCAUCGAUAAUGCCGAUUAAUUACAGCUCUCUUCUAGAAAAUAUUCGUGAAUUGAAUAUCUUAGCUGGAGAAAGUGAAAUGCAUUUCGAACCACAUAAUUCUAACUGUCAACGACAUAUCUCAACCUUGAAACGUACAGAGCCAAUUCAGUUAACACUUUACGCGAAUGGUAUUUUCCUAUUCAACGGACCUUUUCGACCAUUUACUGAUCCAUCUACUCAGCAAUUUCUUCGCGAUAUACUCGAUGGAUUCUUCCCAUCAGAACUACAAAAACGAUUUCCAAAUGGAGUACCUUUUCAUGUAUCGGAUAGACGAGAGGUCUACUUCACGGAUGAUCGUAAACAGAAAGCCUUUCAUGGCGAAGGUUAUGUCCUGCAUGAUAGUCGUGUUGUACAUAGUAAUCAAACGACAGAUCAUUUACCGCCGAUCCCACACGGUGCAAAGACAGAAUCGAAUGAUCAACGGCCGAAAGUUCAUGUGCAACAAUUUCUAAAUCGUCUUCCGAAGACUGUAAUUAAAAACGGUCAAGUGAUUGAUAUUCGUCAAAACAUCGAGCAACAGUUAACAGGCAAACAGGAAUCAACAAUCCGAUGUGAAAGUGCGAUCAGCGAACACAAACACGGGGCUGAUGAUCAUAUUUCCGUCAGUACACUUCGUAUUCGUUCUCACGAUGGUCAACAAACUUAUGUCAUUAAAAUGAAAGUGACAAGUACAAUCAAAGAUGUUAAACAAGUCAUUGCAAAAAAGAAAAAACUUACAUUUGAUUUCGAUUUAUUUGCUAUGGGAACAAAACUUUUCUUCACAGAUGAAAACGCAACUCUUGAACAAUGUGAUUUAGUACCGAAUGCAACAUUAGGUAUUCGAGAGAUCAAACAGAAUCUUGUUAAAAAUAAAGUUUGA